UACGAUCCUGAAGCCAAAUCAAAAUGGGAUGAAGAGUGGGAUAAAAACAAGAGUGCUUUUCCAUUCAGUGAUAAAUUAGGUGAACUGAGUGAUAAAAUUGGAAGCACAAUUGAUGACACCAUCAACAAGUUCCGGAGGAAAGAUAGAGAAGACUCUCCAGAAAGAUGCAGUGACAGUGAUGAGGAAAAGAAAGCAAGAAGAGGCAGAUCUCCCAAAGGUGAAUUCAAAGAUGAAGAGGAGACUGUGACGACAAAACAUAUCCAUAUCACACAGGCCACAGAGACCACCACAACCAGACACAAGCGCACAGCAAAUCCUUCUAAAACCAUUGAUCUCAGAGCAGCAGCACAUUACACAGGGGACAAAGCAAGUCCAGAUCAGAAUGCUUCAACUCAUACACCUCAGUCUUCACUUAAGACUUCAGUGCCUAGCAGCAAGUCAUCCGGUGACCUUGUUGAUCUGUUUGAUGGCACCAGCCAGUCGACAGGAGGAUCAGCUGAUUUAUUUGGAGGAUUUGCUGACUUUGGCUCAGCUGCUGCAUCAGGCAAUUUCCCUUCCCAAGUUACAGCAACAAGUGGGAAUGGAGACUUUGGUGACUGGAGUACCUUCAACCAAGCCCCAUCAGGCCCUGGUGCCUCCAGUGGUGAGCUCUUUGGCAGUGCCUCACAGCCAUCUGUAGAACUUCUCAGUGGCUCACAACCAGCUUUAGUCCCACCUCCAGCUGCCUCAAAUUCUUCGGACCUAUUUGAUCUUAUGGGCUCAUCCCAGGCAACCAUGACAUCUUCCCAGAGUAUGAAUUUCUCUAUGAUGAGCACUAAUACUGUAGGCCUGGGGUUGCCCAUGUCAAGAUCACAGAAUAUAGAUAUGGUCCAGAAGCCAGUCAGCAAAACCCUGCCCUCUACUUGGUCUGACCCCAGUGUAAACAUCAGCCUAGAUAACUUACUACCUGGAAUGCAGCCUUCCAAACCCCAGCAGCCAUUGCUCAAUACAAUGAUGCAACAGCCUAUGAAUGUGAUGACCCAAAGUUUUGGAGCUGUGAACCUCAGUUCUCCAUCAAAUAUAAUUCCUGUCUGGCCCCAAACUAACCCUUUGAUGGGGGGACCCAUGCCUAUGAGCAUGCCCAGUGUGAUGACUGGCACCAUGGGAAUGGCCCCUCUUGGAAAUACUCCAAUGAUGAACCAGAGCAUGAUGGGCAUGAACAUGAACAUGGGGAUGUCAACUGCUGGGAUGGGCCUCACAGGCACAAAGGGAAUGGGCAUGCCUAACUUAGCCAUGACUUCUGGAACUGUGCAACCCAAGCAAGAUGCCUUUGCAAAUUUCGCCAACUUUAGCAAAUGAGAGAUUGUAAAGGAGCAGAUUGAAUGAAGGAUUUUUAAUGUUGAAGAUAGGUGAUGUUGGGAUGGAAAAUGCUAAUCAACUCCCCUUUUAUCAAUUAAUUAAAAUAAACCUACAUAAAGAACCAAAAAGGCUGUUUUAUAAAAUGAAGUAUCUAGUAUUUCAGAUGGCCAGGCAAGGGCACUUCAGAUAAGGCAGUCAAAAUCAUUUUUCCCAGUGAGAAUAGACCACAAGUGGGGUACUGAGACCUUGAAAGCCUUUACAAAUUGAAGAGCCCAUUUUAACAUCAUGAUUUGUGGGAAGACUGGAAUAGGGCUGAAUAAAUGUGUUUGAAUCUCCAAUUUUAUACUGUUCUUUUCCUGAGGAACUUGAUUUUUCUGUCCCUGAAUCACCUUGUCAUAAUUGGGUCUGUUCCUUUUACUACCACUCUUGAGUCCAUAAAUGAAAUCAUUAAAGUUGGAUGAUCAGUUUUUUAUAAAAAUAUAUAUUUUUGUCCAAAAAAGGCAUACAUAUGUGAUUAUGGCUAAAUCAAAGGUAACUGGAAUGUAUAUACUUUUGCUAAUGUUCCAGCAACAUUGCUAUUACUAUUAUACUCUCCAAAUUUUUAUUGUAAUGAAACCUCUUCAAGCAAUUGGUGAUAGCUAUGUACUUUUCCCAUAUCUUCUGCUAUAAUUAUCCUUUGCAGAACAAGGAAAAAUAUUUUUUUUCAGGACUGCUCUAUGGUUUCCUUUAAAAGAAAAAAAAAACCCUCCAGUAUUUUUGUUUGGUUUUUGCAGUCAUUAUUUACGAUUUGCAGUGGUUAACUUGGCAAGGCUUCCUUCCGUGUUUAUCCCUGUAGCCACCACUUAUCAGUCAGGAACAGUCAAAAGAGAAAAAUAUUUAUUUUUAUUUUUUUGGUGUCUUUUCAAAAAAUUGAAAAGGUAAAAAUUCAUUAAAACUUUAAGUUAAAUAUAAAUGUUAGAACUCAACAAUGUUGGCUUUUAGAUUUUAUACAGUAUUCAUUUUCUUUUGGUUUUGAGUGUAUAUAAUAUGGCAUUAGCAAUAUGGUUCCAAUAGGGAGGAGUUAUAUAUUAAAGGAGACCUGUAGCAGUCAAAGAUUUUAGUGAUUUAAUGGCAAAUAAAGGAAAUUAAUUAAAAUGUUUUCGUUUUCCUGCUGUAAUUCUGCAUUAAGCUCACAUGAAAAUCAUGAUUCUAGAGUUUGGAAUGCAAAAUUGUUUUACCCUCAAGCUGGGAAUAUUUUUAAAAAUAAAUACUAUAAUAUAGGUAUCAAACUAUUACUUCCCCACUUUGUGUUGAAAUUUUUUUUAUUAAAUUGACAAAACUUUGUUUCCACUGUAUUCAUAAUGUUCUGUUAUAUUAACAUUAAAAUGUUCAUUAAAAUAAAAAAAUACAUUGAUAACA
This is a messenger RNA of Odobenus rosmarus divergens (Pacific walrus), 2736 nucleotides long. RefSeq names its product clathrin interactor 1-like. The annotation marks the transcript as partial. Lineage: Eukaryota; Metazoa; Chordata; Mammalia; Carnivora; Odobenidae. The transcript has a single exon. The record is from RefSeq and is a predicted model, not a curated record.